This is a messenger RNA of Pan troglodytes (chimpanzee), 2395 nucleotides long. RefSeq names its product glucose-6-phosphate dehydrogenase (gene G6PD). Gene Ontology annotation, molecular function: glucose-6-phosphate dehydrogenase activity; NADP binding. NCBI's taxonomy places the organism in Eukaryota, Metazoa, Chordata, Mammalia, Primates, Hominidae. The record is from RefSeq and is a predicted model, not a curated record. Gene Ontology annotation, biological process: glucose metabolic process; pentose-phosphate shunt, oxidative branch. The transcript is spliced from 13 exons. The coding region runs from base 149 to 1786 and encodes 545 amino acids. Gene Ontology annotation, cellular component: cytosol.
AGAGGCAGGGGCUGGCCUGGGAUGCGCGCGCACCUGCCCUCGCCCCGCCCCGCCCGCCCGAGGGGUGGUGGCCGAGGCCCCGCCCCGCACGCCUCGCCUGAGGCGGGUCCGCUCAGCCCAGGCGCCCGCCCCCGCCCCCGCCGAUUAAAUGGGCCGGCGGGGCUCAGCCCCCGGAAACGGUCGUACACUUCGGGGCUGCGAGCGCGGAGGGCGACGACGACGAAGCGCAGACAGCGUCAUGGCAGAGCAGGUGGCCCUGAGCCGGACCCAGGUGUGCGGGAUCCUGCGGGAAGAGCUGUUCCAGGGCGAUGCCUUCCAUCAGUCGGAUACACACAUAUUCAUCAUCAUGGGUGCAUCGGGUGACCUGGCCAAGAAGAAGAUCUACCCCACCAUCUGGUGGCUGUUCCGGGAUGGCCUUCUGCCCGAAAACACCUUCAUCGUGGGCUAUGCCCGUUCCCGCCUCACAGUGGCUGACAUCCGCAAACAGAGUGAGCCCUUCUUCAAGGCCACCCCAGAGGAGAAGCUCAAGCUGGAGGACUUCUUUGCCCGCAACUCCUAUGUGGCUGGCCAGUACGAUGAUGCAGCCUCCUACCAGCGCCUCAACAGCCACAUGAAUGCCCUCCACCUUGGGUCGCAGGCCAACCGCCUCUUCUACCUGGCCUUGCCCCCCACCGUCUACGAGGCCGUCACCAAGAACAUUCACGAGUCCUGCAUGAGCCAGAUAGGCUGGAACCGCAUCAUCGUGGAGAAGCCCUUCGGGAGGGACCUGCAGAGCUCUGACCGGCUGUCCAACCACAUCUCCUCCCUGUUCCGUGAGGACCAGAUCUACCGCAUUGACCACUACCUGGGCAAGGAGAUGGUGCAGAACCUCAUGGUGCUGAGAUUUGCCAACAGGAUCUUCGGCCCCAUCUGGAACCGGGACAACAUCGCCUGCGUUAUCCUCACCUUCAAGGAGCCCUUUGGCACUGAGGGUCGCGGGGGCUAUUUCGAUGAAUUUGGGAUCAUCCGGGACGUGAUGCAGAACCACCUACUGCAGAUGCUGUGUCUGGUGGCCAUGGAGAAGCCCGCCUCCACCAACUCAGAUGACGUCCGUGAUGAGAAGGUCAAGGUGUUGAAAUGUAUCUCAGAGGUGCAGGCCAACAACGUGGUCCUGGGCCAGUACGUGGGGAACCCCGAUGGAGAGGGCGAGGCCACCAAAGGGUACCUGGACGACCCCACGGUGCCCCGCGGGUCCACCACCGCCACUUUUGCAGCCGUCGUCCUCUAUGUGGAGAAUGAGAGGUGGGAUGGGGUGCCCUUCAUCCUGCGCUGCGGCAAGGCCCUGAACGAGCGCAAGGCCGAGGUGAGGCUGCAGUUCCAUGAUGUGGCCGGCGACAUCUUCCACCAGCAGUGCAAGCGCAACGAGCUGGUGAUCCGCGUGCAGCCCAACGAGGCCGUGUACACCAAGAUGAUGACCAAGAAGCCGGGCAUGUUCUUCAACCCCGAGGAGUCGGAGCUGGACCUGACCUACGGCAACAGAUACAAGAACGUGAAGCUCCCUGACGCCUACGAGCGCCUCAUCCUGGACGUCUUCUGCGGGAGCCAGAUGCACUUCGUGCGCAGUGACGAGCUCCGUGAGGCCUGGCGUAUUUUCACCCCACUGCUGCACCAGAUUGAGCUGGAGAAGCCCAAGCCCAUCCCCUAUAUUUAUGGCAGCCGAGGCCCCACGGAGGCAGACGAGCUGAUGAAGAGAGUGGGUUUCCAGUAUGAGGGCACCUACAAGUGGGUGAACCCCCACAAGCUCUGAGCCCUGGGCACCCACCUCCACCCCUGCCACGGCCACCCUCCUUCCCGCCGCCCGACCCCGAGUCGGGAGGACUCCGGGACCAUUGACCUCAGCUGCACAUUCCUGGCCCCGGGCUCUGGCCACCCUGGCCCGCCCCUCGCUGCUGCUACUACCCGAGCCCAGCUACAUUCCUCAGCUGCCAAGCACUCGAGACCAUCCUGGCCCCUCCAGACCCUGCCUGAGCCCAGGAGCUGAGUCACCUCCUCCACUCACUCCAGCCCAACAGAAGGAAGGAGGAGGGCGCCCAUUCGUCUGUCCGAGAGCUUAUUGGCCACUGGGUCUCACUCCUGAGUGGGGCCAGGGUGGGAGGGAGGGACGAGAGGGAGGAAAGGGGCGAGCACCCACGUGAGAGAAUCUGCCUGUGGCCUUGCCCGCCAGCCUCAGUGCCACUUGACAUUCCUUGUCACCAGCAACAUCUCGAGCCCCCUGGAUGUCCCCUGUCCCACCAACUCUGCACUCCAUGGCCACCCCGUGCCACCCGUAGGCAGCCUCUCUGCUAUAAGAAAAGCAGAAGCAGCAGCUGGGACCCCUCCCAACCUCAAUCCCCUGCCAUUAAAUCCGCAAACAGCC